Molecule: messenger RNA, 1758 nt
Organism: Puntigrus tetrazona (Sumatra barb)
Lineage: Eukaryota; Metazoa; Chordata; Actinopteri; Cypriniformes; Cyprinidae
Product: gastrula zinc finger protein XlCGF7.1-like
Exons: 2
Coding region: 207-1187 (326 amino acids)
Biological process (GO): central nervous system development; regulation of transcription by RNA polymerase II
Cellular component (GO): nucleus
Molecular function (GO): DNA-binding transcription factor activity, RNA polymerase II-specific; RNA polymerase II cis-regulatory region sequence-specific DNA binding
Source: RefSeq, a predicted model, not a curated record
AGGAAGAUGUUCGGUUUCACCGCGAUCUCUGUUGCGUUUGCUGUGACGCUGCAUUAAUACACACUUUUAGAAAGGUUGUUUCUGUAAAGCGAAAAAUACCGUUUUGAAUCGGUUCGAUAAAUACCUGUCAUAUUCUGAUCCUCGUAGUCGUGACUAAGUUUUGAAGCAAGCAGGGAAAUCUGGAAGGAGUAUCAUCUGUGGAAAAAAUGGUGUUCGUUAAAGAGGAGAGUGAACCAGAACCCUGGAGAAUAAAACAAGAGGAACCAGAACCCUGGAGAAUAAAACAGGAGGAACCAGAACCCUGGAGAAUAAAACAUGAGGAACCAGAACCCUGGAGAAUAAAACAGGAGGAACCAGAACCCUGGAGAAUAAAACAUGAGGAACCAGAACCCUGGAGAAUAAAACAGGAGGAACCACAAAAAAUAAAGCAAGAGGUACCAGAACCCUGGAGGAUAAAACAAGAGGAACAAGGAGAGCUGAUUGAAGAAAACAAGGAGAACAAGGACCUCGAGGAGAAAAUUCUUGUUAAAACUGGAGAAAAACCCUGGAAUUGCUCUCAAAGCAAACCAAAAGAUUUAAAGAAAAGAAAGGCCAAUAAAUCUUUGACCUGCUCUCAAUGCGGAAAGUGUUUCCCAAACAAAUGUCAGAUUGAGAUUCACAUGAGAGUUCAUACUGGAGAGAAACCGUUCACUUGUGAUCAGUGCGGGAAGAGUUUCACUCAGGCGGCGAACCUUAAGAGGCACAUGAACAUCCACACUGGAGAGAAGAUGUACUCAUGUGAUCAGUGCGGCAGAACGUUUCUGAGAGCUUCGGUCCUAAAGCAGCACAUGAAUGUUCAUAUGAAGAAGAAGCCACAUUCGUGUUAUUUAUGUGGAAAGAGUUUUUCACGUCUGCCAAAUCUAAAAGCGCAUCAGAAAAUACAUAACGGCGUCAAAGAGCACAUGUGCUUUGAGUGCGAUAAGGCUUUUACUUCGCCGAACAGUUUAAAACAGCACCAGAUGAUUCACACCGGAGAGAAACCUUACAAGUGCUCACACUGCGACAGGAGAUUCAACCACUCCACAAAUCUGAAAAGACACGAGAGGAUCCACACCGGAGAGAAACCUUAUCCCUGCGCUGCAUGCGGGAUGUGUUUCAAUCGUUCGUCUGCUCUACACAGACAUGCAAAAAAAACCCACAGCGAGUAGAUCAUCUUCAGAUCUUUCAGGUCUGGAGCUGCGUCCUCAACGAAUGUGACGCAAUGGCGCAUCGUGCGGGAAAACAUCUUGAGGAGAAGUCCAUCCUAAGUGUUGUGACAAAGAAACAUCUAAAGUUUUCACAUCGGUAAAGUUCAUCUUCACCUACAAAACUAGCAGAAUCAGAUCAAAGAUGGAGGUCAUCCCCUAAGGAGUCAAAAAGUUUAGCUUCAUGAUAUAACCGAAAUAUUGUGAUUUUCACGCUAUGUUCAGUUGUCUUGUAACGCAUGUGCAUCACCUGUAGUUUGCAGGCUCUUUCAUGAAAGAAAUUAUAAGCUUUUUACACACAAUUCUUGUUCGGAAAGCCGAAGAAAAGGCUGUGAUACUUUUUAAGAGAGACUUCAGAUUUAUUUUUAAAAUGGUUCUUCGUUGUUUUUUAAAAGAUUGAGUUGUUCUUCCAGUUGAGAUGUAUUUGGAAAACAUAAAUGCAUGAUAUGUAACUGUUUCUCUCGAAGCAGGUAUUAAACCUGCUCUGGGGCUAUAUUACGCAAGAAAUCAGAAUCAAUAAACUCUUGUUAAUGGC